AUGGCGGGCAUCAAAUGUCGGGGAUUCUCUGGACGGGCGGGGGGUGGGGAGAAAGAGAGUGUGGUCGAGGUGCCCGGCGAUGGAGAGGGUGCUCCAACAACGUGUCGCGAUGUCGAUGUCGAUAACGAUGUCGCGGGGAAGAAGGUUGAAAGAAGGCAAGUCGACAGUUGA
This is a messenger RNA of Verticillium dahliae VdLs.17, 171 nucleotides long. RefSeq lists its product as uncharacterized. The transcript has a single exon. The coding region runs from base 1 to 171 and encodes 56 amino acids. The record is from RefSeq and is a predicted model, not a curated record. NCBI's taxonomy places the organism in Eukaryota, Fungi, Ascomycota, Sordariomycetes, Glomerellales, Plectosphaerellaceae.